This is a messenger RNA of Vanrija pseudolonga, 1173 nucleotides long. Its product is annotated as Monoterpene epsilon-lactone hydrolase. The record is from RefSeq and is a predicted model, not a curated record. NCBI's taxonomy places the organism in Eukaryota, Fungi, Basidiomycota, Tremellomycetes, Trichosporonales, Trichosporonaceae. The transcript is spliced from 2 exons. Gene Ontology annotation, molecular function: lipase activity. The coding region runs from base 1 to 1173 and encodes 390 amino acids.
AUGGCCAACAUCUCGACGCUGCGUACCGCCCCGUCCCCGCACGCAGCCAACGGCCGCAGCCGCGGCCUCGCGGCGCUGCUGACCGUCGGCGCGCAGCUCACGGCGGCGCUCACCAUCCCGGUGUGGGCACUCACGUACCUCGUCACGCGCCCGCGCAUCCCCUUCAAGAUCUACCUCAUGGCCAAGAUCUUCCGCAUCGCGACGACCAUCAACCCCGGGCUGAUUGCGCGCGAGUCGGCGGCAGAGUCGGCGGACGUGCCCGCCAAGCCGCUCAUCCCGGCCAGCGCGGAGCAGUGGGCGAGCGUCACCCUCACGAAAGUCACCGCGCCGCUCGCGCCCGCCUUCCAGGACAAGGUGCCCAAGCCGGCCGGUGUCGAGGCCCAGCCGGCGCCGGGGUUCAUCCUCACGCCCAAGGAAGCGCUGGGCAAGGGCAGCGACAAGGCGGCAAAGGGCGAGAAGAUUGUGAUCUACUACCACGGCGGCGCCUACGUCGUCGGCCACCCCCUCUGGACGCCCUUUGGCGUCAAGCUCGCGCGCGACACGGGCGUGCGCGUGUACGCCGCACAGUACCGCAAGGCAGUGGACAAGACGUCUGCAUGGCCCGCGCCGCUGCUCGACGCGCUCGGCGCGUGGUCGUACGUGACCUCCGAGCUGGGCUUUGAGCCGGGCAACGUCGUGCUGGUCGGCGACAGUGCCGGCGGGCACCUGUCCCUCGCCGUGUCGAGCACGCUCGGCGCGCAGGGCCACCCCGGCCCGGGCGGCCUGGCGCUGUGCUCGCCCUGGACCGACUACACCGUGUCCAGCAAUUCGUGGCGUACCAAGGGAUACGACUACCUCUCGCCCGCGUGGAUCCGCAACUCGAUCAGCUCCAUCACGCGCUUCUACACCCCCGACGCGGUGCGCGGCGCCAUCCUCUCGCCUGCGCUCGCGCCCGCCGGCGCGUUCGCCCACCUCAAGGGCACGCCCGUGUUCCUCUCUGUCGGUACCGAGGAGACGCUCGAGGACGAGGUCCGCGCCCUUGCGCGCAACCUCCGCGGCGACGGCGCCGAUGUCACCGUCUGGGACGACGAGGACGCCCUCCACGACGCGGCCGUCUUUGCGCCCGUGUUCGGCACCGAGGAGUCUUACAAUGGCUUCAAGGACGGCGUCAAGGCGACGCUUGACAAGCUUUAA